Protobothrops mucrosquamatus (brown spotted pit viper) is the source of this 945-nucleotide messenger RNA. Its product is annotated as olfactory receptor 1L6-like. The coding region runs from base 4 to 945 and encodes 313 amino acids. The record is from RefSeq and is a predicted model, not a curated record. Gene Ontology annotation, molecular function: G protein-coupled receptor activity; olfactory receptor activity. Gene Ontology annotation, cellular component: membrane. Gene Ontology annotation, biological process: G protein-coupled receptor signaling pathway. Lineage: Eukaryota; Metazoa; Chordata; Lepidosauria; Squamata; Viperidae. The transcript has a single exon.
UGCAUGAUGAAUACGGAGCAGAAGAAUCAAACCAUCUUUGCUGGAUUCAUCCUUCUGGGUUUCUCCUCCUCACCAGACCUCCAAGUGCUUCUCUUCCCCAUCUUCCUCUGUAUGUACCUACUUUGUCUGCUAGGAAACCUCUUGAUAAUCUUGCUGAUCUCCUCCAGUACCAAUCUCCUCCACACUCCCAUGUAUUUCUUCCUCUGUCACUUGUCAUUGGCUGACCUCGGAUUCAGUUCUGCUGCAGUGCCCAAAUUGCUAUACAACUUAGUGACCCAGACGAAAGCAAUAUCCCGUAAUGGUUGCCUGACACAGAUGUAUUUCUUUGUGAGUUUUGCUGCGACAGAUAACUUUCUCCUGGCCUCCAUGGCAUAUGACCGCUAUGUAGCCAUCUGCCGCCCACUGCACUAUGCCAGAGUCAUGAGCUUCAAGUGCUGCCUUCUGUUGGCUGCUGGAUCUUGGCUCCUGGCUCACUCCCACUCUUUGUUGUACAUCCUGUUAGUAUCUAAUUUUACCUUCUGUGCUUCCCGAGAAAUCCCCCAUUUUUUCUGUGACCUCCAUCCUUUAUUGAAAAUCUCUUGUUCGGACACCUCCAUUGUUGAUAAGCUUCUUGUGAGCGAAGGAACAGCCAUUGUUCUUGGGCCUCUGCUUCUCAUUCUUUUCUCUUACAUCUUCAUUGUCCUGAAGGUGGUGAAGCUUCCAUCUAAGUCCAAGAAGUACAAAGCUUUCUCUACUUGCAGUGCCCACCUCACCACCGUGGCUUUGUUCUAUGGCACUGUGAUAGGCACCUACCUCCGCCCAUCAUCUUCCUAUUCUGUCUCAAGGCUGAGAGUGGCAUCAAUAUUCUAUACAGUAGUCACCCCUAUGCUCAACCCUUUCAUAUACAGCCUGAGGAACAGCGAGAUACACGCAGCCAUAAAGAGACUGGUAAGGAAUUGGUUUUAG